This is a messenger RNA of Leptinotarsa decemlineata (Colorado potato beetle), 769 nucleotides long. RefSeq names its product peritrophin-1. NCBI's taxonomy places the organism in Eukaryota, Metazoa, Arthropoda, Insecta, Coleoptera, Chrysomelidae. Gene Ontology annotation, molecular function: chitin binding. Gene Ontology annotation, cellular component: extracellular region. The record is from RefSeq and is a predicted model, not a curated record.
AUCUGAUAUAAAAGGAAAACAAAAAAAUAGAACUCAUAUUAUUGUGGUGUCUAUCCGAAAAAUCAACAAGAUGAAGCAUUUUGCUACAGCACUUCUAUUAUUUUGGGGUUUCGUCGAAAUUUAUGCAGAUUACCCCACGUGUCCCGAAUUGGAUGAGAGGGCUACUUAUUUUGCCGACCCUUACAACUGUUCUCAGUACUACGAAUGUUCUAAUGGAAUCAGAAAUCACAUGACUUGCCCGGAGGACCUUUAUUGGAACGAUAUUCUCACGAAAUGCGAUUACCUAGAGAAUGUCGACUGCAAUUCACACAGCACAACUUCACUGCCCACAGAUACAACUCCGACUCCUCGAUGUCCUUAUGACCCAGACAAAAUAGUUUACAGUGUCGACCCGAAUGAUUGCAAGAGUUUCUAUGAAUGUUACCUAGGAUACAUGUUUUGGCAAACAUGUCCUAACGAUACGUACUGGAACCACCUGAUGAACUACUGUGAUGAUUUCGAAAACGUUGAUUGUAGUCGAAGCGGUACAACUGAAGCUCCAAACUCUCUGAGCCCACUAACGACACCAGCUGCAAAUAUUUGCGGAGGAAAAUCUGAUGGAACCUUAAUUCCAGAUCCAACCCAUAAAACUCAAUUUUACGAAUGUGUGGUUGGGGUAGGUAUCCAUUUCAAUUGUCCACAAGGAACACAAUUUGAUCCAGAAGAACUCAAGUGUCUCAAUGUAUGAAUAACAUAAUUGUAAUAUUUUGAAAUAAAAGAAUAUUUCAAA